Messenger RNA from Melozone crissalis (California towhee), 1578 nucleotides. RefSeq names its product lysosomal acid glucosylceramidase-like. The coding region runs from base 62 to 1402 and encodes 446 amino acids. The transcript is spliced from 9 exons. NCBI's taxonomy places the organism in Eukaryota, Metazoa, Chordata, Aves, Passeriformes, Passerellidae. Gene Ontology annotation, molecular function: glucosylceramidase activity. The record is from RefSeq and is a predicted model, not a curated record. Gene Ontology annotation, biological process: glucosylceramide catabolic process.
CCUGGGCUGGCUGUUCCUGCUGCUGCUGCCAGUGUCUCAGGUGCCAGGUGCCCGACCCUGCAUGCCCAAGGAUUUUGGGCACGGCUCGCCGGUCUGUGUCUGCGAUGCCACCUACUGUGACACGCUGGACCCCCUGGUCGUGCCAGCCCCCGGCUCCUACGUCAAAUACGAGAGCAGCAAGGCCGGGAAGAGGCUGGAGCGGAGCGAGGGGAAAUUCCAGAGCAGAAUGAGCACCCGAGGGAUCGAGUACAACCUCAUCCGGGUGCCCAUGGCGUGCAGCGACUUCUCCGUGCGCCCCUACAGCUACGAUGAUGUCCCCAUGGACUACGAGCUGAAGCACUUCAGGCUGGCGGACGAGGACGUGGAGAUGAAGAUUCCCCUCCUGCGCCGAGCUUUGGCCAUGAGCAAGCGGCCGCUGCUGCUGUUUGCCAGCCCCUGGACCGCCCCAGCCUGGAUGAAGAGCAACGGGGACGUCCGUGGGAAGGGGACUCUGAAGGGGAAGGCCGGGGACAAGUACCACAAGACCUGGGCCAACUACUUCAUCAAGUUCCUGGAUGAAUAUGCAAAACGCAACGUGACUUUCUGGGCGGUGACGGCCCAGAACGAGCCGCUGGCGGGGCUCUUCACGCCCCCCCAGGCCCCCACCAUCGCCUUCACUGCCGCCCAGCAGCGGGAUUUCAUCGCGCAGGACCUGGGCCCCGCGCUGGCCCGCAGUUCCCACCGCACACGGCUCCUGAUGCUCGACGACCAGCGCAUCCACCUGCCGCACUGGGCCAAAGUGGUGCUGGGAAAUGCCACAGCUGCCCGUUACGUGGCUGGCCUGGCCGUCCACUGGUACCUGGAUGCCAUCGUCCCACCUGCCUGGAGCCUGGAGGCCACCCACAAGCUCUUCCCUGACCAUUUCCUCCUCUACACUGAAGCCUGCACUGGCUUCUUCAUGUUCCGCUUCGCUGUGUCCCUGGGGUGCUGGGAGAGAGGAGACCACUACAGCUACAGCAUCCUGACGGUAAUGAACCACUUUGUGUCCGGUUGGACCGACUGGAACCUGGCCCUGGACCUGGGUGGAGGCCCCAACUGGGUCAAGAACUUUGUGGACAGCCCCAUCAUCGUGGAUGGCAGCAAGGAUGUUUUCUACAAGCAGCCCAUGUUCUACCACAUGGGGCACUUCAGCAAGUUCAUCCCCGAGGGCUCCCGGCGUGUGGGGCUGCACAGCAGCCGCCGCUGCCUCCUGUGCCAGCUGGAGCACGUGGCCGUCCUGCGCCCUGACGGUGCCCUCGUCCUGGUGGUCCUCAACAGGUUUGGCCGGGAUGUGCCCUUUGGAAUCCGGGACCCUGCCAUGGGCUUCAUUGAGACUGUGGCUCCAGCUCACUCCAUCCAGACCUACCUGUGGCGCCAGCAGUGACAGCCAGGGGACUGCUGGGGAACUCUGGGGGUCAACUCUUCCUCCACCCUUUCCAGCAUCCCUCAAGGGUGGAAGAAGAAGAUGGGAGUGCACGAGGGGGUUCUGUGUGCUCCUGGCACCGGGACCUGCUGCUCCCCAUCCUCCCCAUCCUCCCGGCACUUCCCAUCCCCCUGGAA